Eimeria necatrix is the source of this 834-nucleotide messenger RNA. RefSeq lists its product as hypothetical. Lineage: Eukaryota; Apicomplexa; Conoidasida; Eucoccidiorida; Eimeriidae. Gene Ontology annotation, molecular function: ice binding. The record is from RefSeq and is a predicted model, not a curated record.
AUGAUUUCCUGCAAAAUGGCAGCCAUGGUCCCGAAGGAGUGCCACAGCAGCGGCGCCAAGUCUGGAUUUCUCUUCUUUUGGAAAGUUCGAGAAGUGCAAAUUCUCUUUUUGCUGCUACGGAAAGAUCCAAAACUAAUUGGCAAAUCCUUUCCUGCUGCUGCUGCUGCUGCUGCUGCUGCUGCUGCUGUUGCUGCUGCUGCUGCUGCUGCUGCUGCUGCUGCUGCUGCUGGGGGUGCGGCGGCGGCGGCGGCGGCUGCGGCGGCGGCGGCGCGCCCACGUGCUGCGCCGCCUGCUGCGGCGGAGGCGGCAGCUGCUGCUGCUGCUGCUGCUGCUGCUGCUGCUGCUGCUGCUGCUGCUGCUGCUGCUGAGGGUCUUCCACGGGCAGCUCCCCUCGCAACGGCCCUGCAACACAGCAGCAAACUCAUCCAAAGUCCAAGCAGCAGCAGCAGCAGCAGCAGCAGCAGCAGCAGCAGCAGCAGCAGCAGCGAGAGAGCAACAGCAACAGCGGCGAAAACGGCGGCAGCAACGACAGCAGCAGCAGCAGAAGCAGCAGCAGCCGCAGCAACAGCAGCAGCACUAUAUUCCCACCAGAUCGCUGAGACGCGCCCUGGCCAGCAGCCGGCAGCAACUGCUGCUGCUGCUGCUGCUGCUGCUGCUGCUCCUGCAGGUCUUGCUGCAGGUGCUGGUGCUGCGGCAUGUGCGGCUGCUGCGGCAUAUGCGGCUGCUGCUGAAGCUGCUGCAGUUGGUGCUGAUGCAGCUGCAGCUGCUGCUGCUGAAUGUGCUGCUGCAGCUGCUGCUGCAGUUGCUGCUGCAGCUGCUGUUGCUGCAUUCUGA